AUGGAAACAAAAUUCCAACAAAAUGAGCAACUUGCACUUUCGAAAAAACCAUUGAUCGUCAGCAGCGUAGACUCCGAUGACGAUCAGAACACUUCACAGCAGCAGCGUUACAAAAAAGGUGAGAUCGUCACGAACCCAGGCGGUAUUCGAAAAAAAUUCAAUGGUAAACAAUGGCGUCGGCUCUGCUCUAAAGAGGGCUGUAACAAGUUGGUUAACCAAGUUUUAUACCACUUGUGCCAACAAUACUAA
This is a messenger RNA of Cooperia oncophora, 249 nucleotides long. NCBI's taxonomy places the organism in Eukaryota, Metazoa, Nematoda, Chromadorea, Rhabditida, Trichostrongylidae. The record is from the annotation of a GenBank genome assembly.